GCUCGCGCAAGGAAGAAAAAGGAGAGAGAAGAAAGAAAAGAAAGAAGAAGAAGAAGAAGAAAGGAAAGGAGGCCUUGUGCGUUCGUGCCAUGAGAUCUCGCCAAGUUGACUUGACUACGUAUAGCAACAUCUAGUAAGCAUUCAUGCCUCUUGUUCAUCUGAUUGGAGUAGUUUUCUGGUUUAGGGCCGCGAAGUUCGAUUUUUGAGUUAUGGAGCUUUAGGCUUUCUUGGAAAUGAGGGUUUAUGGCGUGGUAGAACCGUGGGUUUUGACAGGGGUCGUUUUGGCACAACGAUUUUGUUGAAGCAAAAUUUUAGGAUUUUGCCAGCUAGUUUUAAGUUGAGUUUAAGUUUGAGUAAUCGCUUUGACCGAGUGAUUUGCUAAUGCAUAGGAGUUGCUUUGGUAGCAUAAAGGAUUAGUUUAUUUGUUUCGUAGUUGAGGUGGAGUUCUAUUUUUUUAACAUUAUUUCUCAAUUAUUUGAUAGCGCUACGAGUGCAUACCGUUUAUUAUUUUGAUCAUAAGUGACGGGACAAGUGGUACUGUAUCUUCUUUGGUUUUGUAAAACCCAUGCCUUGAAGUGUGUGUGUGUGUACACACAUAUACAUAUAUUGAAUUGAGAAGAGCAUAUUUAUUGUAUAAAGUUGGAUCGAGUAUUCACUACCUCUUGAUUAUUUGAGAAUGGUUUGAGAAAUAUAUUGUGAAAUAUGUCAUAACAGUUUACGAAUAUGUAAUUGCUUUGCGACCGAUUUAUGGAAAGUUCUAUGAAUGAUUUGAGAAAUGGAUGAGAAAUAGUGGAUAAUUAUAUUAUUGAAAGUUAUUUGCUUGACUUAUGAGAUUGAUUUUUAGAUUGGAUUUUGGUAUUGAAUGAUGGUUGUUUAUGCUUGUUAUUACUGUGAGCCCACUAAGGGGCACAUACCGAGUUUGGGGUAUAAUUCUAGGUUGAGCCACAGGCUUUAUAAGUGGAGACUUUUCUAAGGGGGAAUUUUGGUCAUCCUGUGACAAGGUAAUGUGUCAUAACAAUAGUUUGAUAUUAAGUAAAAGAUUGGAUGAUGGAUGGACCAUAGAUAUGUAGUUUCAUUUGAGAUGAAUUAAUGGAGUAAACCAUUGAUGUAUGACAUAAUAUUAACCAAUGGAAUAGACCAUUGACAUAUUUAUUGAUGAGAUUGAUUAAUGAAAUGGAUCAUUGAUAUUUGUUAUAAUAUUAUUGAUUUAAUAAGUGUUUUCAGAUAUGUAUAUGGCUAUGUUAAAGCGAUAUAACUCAUUUAUAUGUUAUAUGUGUAUUAUAUACUGAAAUUGAGAUAAACAAGUUUUAAAAUUAUUUUGUUAAGUGCAUAGUGAUUACUUGAUCUGCUUCGAAGACAUAACUACUCAUGGUUGCUCGUCUUACUUUUUUCAAAUCUUCCUAGAUUCCUCAGUUAGUGGACAAUAGAGCAUGAGUAAUUUUGUUGGGAGACUUUUGGGAGUGAACUUUGGAUAGGGUUUGAGGUGCAUCUUUCCGGUAGAAGGAUGGCCAUGUCACCCGCAUCCAUGUAGGAUUCGGGGUGUGACAAGAUGACCAUGGAUACUCAUCGCACCAGUUGUGGCAAUGUCGAUGAUCUUCCAAUAGACAGCCAUGCCUUUUCACCUAAUCCAGAUCAGCACCCGCGUCUAGCAAAUGAUUUCCUUUUGGAUGACCCUUUUCUAGAGCUUAAAUCCUCGGAUAUUGCUUUUGUUUCGAAGAAAGUAGUGAAACCAGUCGACCUCGAUAAAGGAGAUUUAAUCCUUCCCUCGACAAUCAUGAGCCUAGAUGGAGGCUCAUUUGGUCCAUCUAGGAGCUUGAGAAAGGGCCAGAGUCCAGAGAGAGAUUCUCUCCCCCCCCCCUCGGGGGACAGUGACUCAUUGGAUCCCGUUCUAAAGUACAUAACUCAAAAUACUGAAAAAUCACUGUACGAUGCCCUUGUCCAGCAGAAUUUGCAACAGUCUGAUCAGAGCUCCUCACAGGUUGAUUUAAGCCAAUAUAUCGAGGGCCCAAAUAGUAACCUUUCUGGAAGUAGCAGUGCUCCCAGAAGCCACGAUGCAACAAACGUUACUCUUAGCUCUAAUGACUUGGCCGAUGCUGAUAUUCUGUACACAAUCAGAGAACAUAGCCAUGCUGUGCUGAAAAAUCCUGACCAAGACUUCCAGUCGAGCAACAUCACCAAUUAUGACGAUAGGUCCGAGGAAUCUUUGCAUGGGCUUCUUUUCAAGAGCAUUUUCAGCCAUGGAGAGUCUAUGAUUCAGUUCAAAAAAGGAUUAGAGGAGGCCAGCAAAUUCCUUCCCACUGACAAUCGAUUAGCAAUUAAUACAGAGGACAGCAAACCGUCCUCUGAAAAAAAGAAAGGAACCACAAGAACGCACGAGAAUAAGGAGAUCAACAUGAAGAGCUCAUCUAAUGGAUUCAAUGGAUUAAAGAAUCACGAGAGGGACGAGAAUGCUUUUGAGGAAGGCAGGGCCAAUAAGCAAACAGCCUUGUACACAGAAGAGAGCGAGCUUUCAGAUUUGUUUGAUAAGGUGUUGCUCGGCACCGAAAAUGGUGUUGGCAUGUCUUCUGGCAACGAAGCUGCAGAGACAGGUGUGAGGAAAGACAUACAGCCACAAAGGAACAAGCACGGUUCCAAUAGUGGUAGUGGUUGUGGGAAGAAGCAGGGAAGCAAGAAUACUGUUGACUUGAGAACUCUUCUGAUUCUCUGCGCACAAGCUAUUUCUAAUAAUGAUUUCAGGACUGCUAAUGAAUUGUUGAAGCAGAUUAGAGAAAACUCUUCUCCAUUUGGGGAUGCCUCUCAAAGAUUGGCCCAUUACUUUGCAAAUGGGCUAGAGGCACGAUUGAUGGGCAACAACGUCCGAGGGGAAGUCUUUUAUUCUACUGUUGUUGCCAGGAGGACGUCAGCAGCUGAUAUCUUGAAAUCUUACCAUCUUCACAUUUCAACAUGCCCGUUUAAUCAGUUCUCCAUGUUCUUUGCAAAUUACAUGAUUUUGAAAUUUGCAGAGAAAGCCACUACUCUUCACAUAAUAGAUUUUGGCAUUGCAUUUGGUUUUCAAUGGCCAAACCUCAUACAGAAGCUCUCUUCCAGACCAGGAGGGCCCUGUAAAUUGCGCAUCACAGGGAUAGAGCUUCCACAGGCUGGUUUGCGCCCGGUGGAAAGAAUAGAGGAGACAGGUCGCCGUUUGAAAAAGUAUUGUGAGCGCUUUGACGUCCCUUUCGAAUUUAAUUUCAUAGCAUCAAGGAAUUGGGAAUUCAUCAAACUUGCGGAUCUCAAGAUUCAAAGCAAUGAGACAGUUGCUGUGAAUUGUCUGGAUCGGUUUAAGAAUCUCGAUGACACAGUUGAGGACAACAAUCCACGUGACGCUGUGUUAUAUCUAAUUAGGAAAAUUAUACCGGAUAUUUUUGUUCAUGCUGUACGUAGCGGCUCCUACAAUGCGGCCUUUUUUGAGACAAGAUUCCGAGAGGCACUUUUCGAAUUUUCUGCUGUGUAUGAUUUGCUUGAUGCUACCAUUGAUCACAACAACAAAGAGAGGUUGGUCAUUGAGAGAGAGUUCCAUGGACGGGAAAUUAUGAAUGUCAUAGCAUGUGAAGGUUCGCGAAGGAUUGAGAAGCCGGAAACGUACAAGCAAUGGCAGGUUCGUCAUGUGAGGGCUGGGUUUAAGGCGCUUCCUCUGGACCAAGAUUUCAUGAAGCUAUUCAGGGGUAAGAUGAAAGCAUGGUACCACAAGGAUUUUGUGCUUGAUGAAGAUGGCAACUGGAUGCUGCAAUGUUGGAGAGGUCGGAUUUCUUUUGGCUCCUCCUGUUGGGUGCCUACUUAGGAUGCUCCAAAAAGAACGUUUUCUGUCAUGGACCUGUAUAUUACUGGGAUUCUUCCUCGGUCGACAGGUCAAGGAUUCGUAUUAGAGUAGCUCAGCAUUUACUUAUUUUCGGCUCCUCUAUUUGUUGAUGUAUCUUUUACUUGCAAACAAUUUUGAAUCUGAAACGUUUUUUGACCGUUAUCUAAUUCUCGAGAU
Eucalyptus grandis is the source of this 4012-nucleotide messenger RNA. RefSeq names its product scarecrow-like protein 34. The coding region runs from base 1550 to 3817 and encodes 755 amino acids. The transcript has a single exon. Gene Ontology annotation, molecular function: DNA-binding transcription factor activity; sequence-specific DNA binding. Gene Ontology annotation, biological process: regulation of DNA-templated transcription. Gene Ontology annotation, cellular component: nucleus. Lineage: Eukaryota; Viridiplantae; Streptophyta; Magnoliopsida; Myrtales; Myrtaceae. The record is from RefSeq and is a predicted model, not a curated record.